UAUAAAAAGCUACGUAUUUAGACACCUGGUUUCUGCAAAUCUGUAAUGUUUUCCAGAGGUGGCAAGAGCUAACUCUCAGAAUUCAACAGGGAAAGUAGAAGUGAACAAUAUGAAGAACAUUCCAACAGUUGACCAGGGUGCCCAGUAGAUACAGGAAACCAUCGCAUUAGCCCCAGCGAAAACAGCAUACCAUGUGUAAUCUGUGGAUUAAAUGGAUAGAAAUUACAAUGCUGCUUAUUAUGGUUGAUGGCCAACUGCUCAAGCAGGCAAAGGCCCCACUGCUACUCCACAAACCUUUCAUUGUUGUUUGGAAUGCACCUACGGAACAGUGCAGACUGCGGUACAAGGUGGACCUAGAUCUCAGAGUUUUUGACAUUGCAUCAAACACCAAUGAAACUUUGAGUGGCUCCAAUGUGACAAUCUUUUAUCACACUCAUUUGGGGCAUUACCCCUAUUACUUAGACAAUGGGGUUCCUAUCAAUGGAGGGGUGCCACAGAAUGAGAGUCUGAUAAAACACCUUAACAAAGCUAAGUCUGACAUUGACCAUUCCAUACCCAUGAAGAAAUUCCAAGGACUUGCAGUCAUUGACUGGGAAAACUGGAGGCCCCAGUGGGACAGGAACUGGGGUAAUAAAACCAUUUAUAGAAAUAAGUCUCUUGAACUGGUUAGGAGACACCAUCCUCAGUGGUCAGAGGACAAAAUUAGGAAAGUUGCUAAGGAAGAAUUUGAAAAUGCUGGCAAGAGUUUUAUGAACAACACUAUCCUUCUGGCUGAGCACAUGAGACCGAAUGGUCUAUGGGGUUAUUAUCUUUACCCAGACUGCUACAAUUAUGAUUACAAAGAACAUCCAAAAGUAUACACAGGUAGAUGCCCAGACAUUGAAUCGUCCCGCAAUGAUCUCCUGCUUUGGCUGUGGAAAGAAAGUACCGCUCUUUAUCCAUCCAUCUAUCUGGAUUAUAUAUUGAAGUCAAGUCCAAAUGCUCUGAAGUUCGUUCAUUAUCGGGUUAAGGAAGCAAUACGUAUUGCCUCAGUUGCUAGAAAAGACUAUGUUUUGCCUGUUUUUGUUUACUCCAGACCAUUUUAUGCCUAUACUUUACAUGUUUUGACAGAGACUGACCUGGUGAACACUAUUGGAGAGAGUGCUGCUUUGGGGGCAGCAGGGGUUGUCCUUUGGGGAAGCAUGCAGUAUGCCAGCUCAAAGGAGAGCUGUUCAGUUGUGAAAAAAUACAUAGAUGGCCCCUUAGGACAUUAUGUCAUUAAUGUCACCUCAGCAGCCAAACUCUGCAGUAAAGUUCUGUGUAAGAAAAAUGGGAGAUGCAUCCGUAAAAUCGGUGACUCUUCUGCUUAUCUGCACUUGUCACCCAAUAGUUUUGAGAUUGGGGUCCACCAUUCUGAAAAAGGCCCAAGAUUCUUUGUGACUGGAAAACUUAGACCAGAAGACAUGAAGGCCAUGAAGCAGAGCUUCACAUGUCAGUGUUACCAAGGCUGGACUGGGAUAUUUUGUGAACUGCCUGACCGAAGUCUACUUGAACAAUGGGCUCACACUCUGUUUAAUAGAUCAAAAAAUAAAAUGCUCAACUUUCUCUUAUUUGGAUCCAUGCAGGUUUUUCUGCUUCUCAUUAUACACUAAUGUUUCUUACAAGGAAGCAAGAAACGUUGCAGUUGAGACUUCAGAUCUCCUUGCUUAGCAAGUUUCUAUUCAGAUGGGAAAUGGUGUUGCAGACUGUUGCUUUAUCUUCAUUCUUCUCCAUUUAAGUACUAAUCCUACUGGGCAAGGCAGCAUUUUUACACAGAGUGUUAAGGAGAUUUCGAAUGCAUCUCCCUCUUACUGGCCCCACUCGUACUGUUCUAUCUCAUUCCUUAAUCAGUCAAAACUCUACUGAUCCACUGGGAGUUUUGCUCGAGUGAGAACUGAAUAAAGCUGGGUAAAGACUUCAGGAUUUGUCCCUAGACAAGCAGAAAAAAAAGGAUGUAAAGACCAUUUAUUUCAAAGGCUGGAUGAUUUAGAACACUUUAAUUUUGAGGAUCUUCCCAUUGACUGGGGUCUAGUCUGUACUACUCCUCUUGUGUUUAAACACCAUGAAAGUCAAAUGGAGUUUUGGGCGUACAAUAAUGUAGCAUCAGGACUCAAACUGGUUUCAGCUUGUGGAUGUCACUGCUUGUAUAGCAGCUUCUACAUAAAGAUUUGAAAGGCACAGGGAAUUCUCCAUAAACACACACAUUAAAUAUUUGGAAUAUGAACAGAUAUACUCAGUUAUAUUUCGGCUCACACGUUAAUUCAGUGAGUAUCAACACUUUCUGUGAUAGUUUUGUCCUGUUGAUUUGCAAGCUGCUGUUUGACUAAAGACUGGGCCUGUCUGCAAUUUCUGAUAACCCAGUUCGACCUUUGUUACUCAUUAAAAAAAUUACCUCUAAAAUCCAUUCAGGUCUGAUGUUCUCAGUCUUUGAGAGAGGUGCUGGCACUGGCACUUUAUAGGAUUCCUGGCAAGGGUAAGCUCCACAUGCUCCUUUCCUUCCUCCCUCCUGCAACUUGGAAGGAGACAGUCCCACUCUUUCCUCCUCCUGACUGCUGGGAGGUGGGAUGCUCCAUUCUCUCCUUCCUUCCAGCCAGGGAGGGUUGUGUGCUCCUCACUGCCUCUUGGGCACUGAAUUCCCUACUUUCCACCCUACUCAAUCCAUGUAUAGCUGGUAGAGCACUCCUGUGACUGAUGCUCCACUUGCCCUGCCCAUCACCAGACUGAGUUAGUGGAUUAGUGAGAUUCAUCAAGAGCACGAAAUGGGGAGCAGCCGCCACAGAAACCCUCUGGGAACACACCAUCCCCUCUUUCAGGCAGGAGGAAAAAAUGGAGCAUCCCACCUCCCACAAGCUCUGCCCUGCCUCCCAUGUUGAGGACCUUGAUAUAGGUGGUACGGUCAGCACUUUGUAACCAGAUCCUCUUUUAAGUAGGGCUAGUGGAAAGACCUACUGAAUAAUUACUGGUGAAUAUAGUAUCCAAGAAAUGGCCCAUCAAACUAGUCCUAUUUUUCAAUUGAAACUAUAUUUUAAAACAUUAAUUUAAAAUAAGGCACUGGCCCAUUUUCUCACAGGAAUGCAUAUAUUUCCCCAAAAAUACUACCUUAUAUACAGUAAGUUUUUUUAAAAGUCAUAAAUAAAUGACUAGAUCAAAUGGGUGACAAAACCAAGAAAAAUUCUCUCUCUCUGAACUGAGUUGCUAGGUACAAUAUAAAAGUUGUUUUCUCUUGAAACUUGCAAAUGAUGGGCUGUGUAGAGUACUCGCCUAGAGCAGUGUGCACUGAAAUAAUGAGAGACCUGUGCUUGGAUCUAAGAGAAUAUGGUAUACAAUCCUUUACCCUGAGCAAUCUGAGAGUUUAUACUCAUUAUUCAUGGCCAGAUUUUGCCAUCCUUACUCACGUUGAGUAGCAUCAUAUUCCAAGAGUAGUUCCAUUAAAAUCAGUAAGACUACUCUCAGGGGAAGGUGCUACUCAACACAAGUAAGGGUGGCAGAAUUUGGCCCUCAGCUAGAGGCCAUUCUUGAUACUGGACUAAGUCUUACUCAAGUAAGGCAAGUUACUUAAGACAUUAAUCUGCAUAUAGCACAAUACAAUUCUUCUGUAUAUUUUGUGUUAUUUGUACAUCCUUAAUUUAUCCCCAACCAUUACUAUAAAAUAGGAGUCAGAUUCCCAGCUGGUGAAAGCUCCGAUGCUCAGAUUUGCACUAGUUAAAAAUCUAGCUCAUAACAGAAUUGUAAUGGAUAUUUUAAGGUUGCAAUGACCAGUUUAAACCAAGACACGUAAGUGGGACUGAUUUCAGUUAAAUAGAGAUCUAGUACAAGCCUUAGUUUUCUGAGUCAUCACUGUAAUGAUAUGUUGUGCUGAAAUGCAACAAUAAAGGUUCGCUACUCAACUUUUACUUUGUAUCAGGUAACUGGAAUGGCUGACAGCAAAUUUGAAGGUAAAAAAUCUUUUCUUGGAGGGGUUAUUUGUAAUUAAAAGGAAAACUUUUAGUACUGUGCCUAGAAGUCAUUAUAUUUUUAAAUUUUCGUGUAUACUGUUCUUUAGUUCUUUUCAUGUUCAGUGUUCGUUGAAGUUAAAAGAAAAGUGAAGCAUACAUUCAAUCCACCUCAUUUUAACACAAACAUUUGAAACAACAAGCUUAAUUUUGUUAAAUAUGUGUCAUAAGUAACAGGUAUGCUUUUGGAUUUGACAUGUCUGUAUUGUAGAAGAGUAACCUAAUUUGUUUUCAUAAGCCACA
Messenger RNA from Chrysemys picta bellii (western painted turtle), 4253 nucleotides. RefSeq names its product hyaluronidase-1-like. Gene Ontology annotation, biological process: carbohydrate metabolic process; hyaluronan catabolic process. Gene Ontology annotation, molecular function: hyalurononglucosaminidase activity. Gene Ontology annotation, cellular component: cytoplasmic vesicle. The record is from RefSeq and is a predicted model, not a curated record. NCBI's taxonomy places the organism in Eukaryota, Metazoa, Chordata, Testudines, Emydidae.